Molecule: messenger RNA, 2208 nt
Organism: Acanthaster planci (crown-of-thorns starfish)
Lineage: Eukaryota; Metazoa; Echinodermata; Asteroidea; Valvatida; Acanthasteridae
Gene: mrrf
Product: mitochondrial ribosome recycling factor
Biological process (GO): translation
Cellular component (GO): mitochondrion
Molecular function (GO): ribosomal large subunit binding
Source: RefSeq, a predicted model, not a curated record
GUAGCAUGAAAGUUUUAUGCAUGUGAAGCUGACCGGGGUUAUGCAGUAAUGGAUCAGGCGAAACUGGGGAAAAGCCCCCCCCCCAAAUUUCAGCCGCUGGCCGUGACUCCUCCCAUCCCUAACAGCGUAAAGAAUUCGUAAUGCGGUAGAACACCAAAACGGUUCUAUUCGAAUAUUCGUAAUUGGUCCGUGAGACCUUCGACCUUGUGGUCUUGUAUCCUGCAAUCGAGUGGUGUUGUAGAUACUCGAGUGAUGUUGUAAGAGCACCAGACUCGACUGUUGUGCACUAUCACUGUACACAUGGUACGCGUGAGGUGUCGGUUGUAGCCUAGCCUUAAAGUUGAGCUGAAGUUUGCGUCAGAGUUUUUCUGUGAUCAUGGCCUUCAGACUAUGACAAGCAUCAAGCGAGGUUUGGUUGAAACCCCACAGGACUGCUUGUAUUCACCUUUACCUCCGGACUGUUUAGUUUAUUUACAAUGGCUCUUCGACUCCUCUUCCGGCGUGUUGUCUACAUGACCCGUGUCAUAUCACAGGGUGGCACCCCAUGUAUAUGCAACAGGCUUCACCAAUCAGCAGCUGUCUUCAAUACUUCCAGCAUUCUCAGAUGGUCUCGCAUGCCAUUAUGUGUGAGUUAUCUACACGGGUCGCCAGUUCUGAAUGCAAAGAAAGGCAAAAAGCACCAGUCCAAGGUGGAUGUGAGUCGGUCAGCCGACGACAGCAUCCUCGACCUGGAGCAGGUGCGUGAUGACAUGCAACAGGCGUUGGACGCCCUCAAGCAGGGUUACAUGAAGUCACUCAACAUACGCACGUCACAGGGUGUGCUGGACCACAUUCAAGUCUCAACAAAUGACGGGAAAUUUCCGCUGAACCAGCUGGGCCAGAUCACAUCCAAGUCGGCCAACAUGCUGGUCGUCAACAUGGCCAGCUUUCCUGAGGCAACACAAGCAGCUGCCAAAGCGAUUCGGGAUUCAGGCAUGAACCUCAACCCCCAGGUGACAGACACGGUGAUACAGGUCCCCAUCCCCAAGGUAACAAAGGAACACAGGGAACAUCUGGCCAAGCAGGCCAAGACCAUGUGUGACAAAUCCAAGGUGACGCUGCGACAGAUACGCACCGGCUUUGUCAGCAGGAUCAAGAAGCACAAAGACACGGCCUCCAAGGACACGCUGUUCGCACUGGAGAAGCAGAUCGGGCAGAUCGCAGAUGCCAGUGCGGAGGACGCGGAGAAGUUGCUGGCAGCCAAGACAAAGGAGCUCCUGGGGAAGUGAUCCUGGUCUUUGACAAAGAUGGACAGAGACAUUUCUUGGAGGAAGAAUUGUGCCUUAAGAUCAUAUAAGAGGAUUGUGAAAGGGAGAUAUUGUGUGGCCUUGAUGGCGAACUAUCCAUUCUGCAUCACAAGUGAAUCAUGGAAAGUCAUUGUAUGAUAUGGAGGUUUUGAAUGCAUUCAAAAUCCUGUGAGAUAGAGACACCAGUUCAAGCCAACCAUAUUUUGACCAAUUUGAGUUAGACCCCACUGGCUGUUGCCUCAAGGUAGAGUCCGCGUCCACACCGAAGUAACCAUUUCUUGGUCAUCUCUCCACCGUUAGCCCCUGGGGAGCCUUUUCUUCCACAGAAUUGCCUGCACAUGCUCAGUGGAAUUGGUCCGUUCUUGCUCUCGGAUAUGUAUUUAACCAAGGUUCAUUUGUUUAACCCAUUGAAACGGUGUGCUUUGGUCACUUAAGGAUCUUGUGAAAUGAGCUCACCAACAAACUAUUUUCUGCUGUAGGGUUCCUGUCGUAAGUUACUCAGGGUUGGGGGAGUCAUUCAAGGCCAGUAAACACUUCUCUCUGCGGGAUCUUCUGCGGAAUAAAAUUUUGAUUGGAAUUGUAGGGCUGCCAGGAGGAUAUUUAAAGGUAAAAGAAUGUGAAUUUUGCAUGACGAAGUAAACUGGAAAGAACCGAGUACAGAUGUAUCUUUGAGUCACUGUUAUGUUUUUCAUUUGUACUUGUUUUAACAUUCAAUUCUGACCUUGUCUACAUCCCAAAGCUUUCCCCUUAGUAUGUAUUUUCUCAUGAAAAACUCACUCAUCACAUGGCAAUUGAAACGGUUCACAUUUGCUUAACUGCUGAGCUUGGAAUUAUCUUCCUUCCCCAGUUUUGUUUCUGGCUGUGUUCAUGCAAGUUUUAUUUUCCGAGACGAGUGAAUAAACUUAUUUGCAAUACAAUUUCA